This is a messenger RNA of Neofelis nebulosa (Clouded leopard), 2137 nucleotides long. It is a transcript of the gene EFEMP1, whose product is annotated as EGF containing fibulin extracellular matrix protein 1. The record is from RefSeq and is a predicted model, not a curated record. Gene Ontology annotation, molecular function: calcium ion binding. The transcript has 12 exons. Bases 157 to 1671 code for a protein of 504 amino acids. Lineage: Eukaryota; Metazoa; Chordata; Mammalia; Carnivora; Felidae.
CUGCCGCCGCGGCCGCUGCCAGACCUCGCCAGUUCAGACCCACCGGGCUGCCCUCCCCUGCGCUCUCCCCCUGCUGCCCAGGCCCGGAGCGCAGCGCGGCCGCACAGGUAUUUCAGCUGAGCUGUGCAAGGAACUUCCUUUACUAGCUGGAGAUUCAUGAUGUUGAAAGCCCUUUUCCUAACUAUGCUGACUCUGGCUCUGGUCAAGUCACAGGACACCGAAGAAACCAUCACGUACACGCAAUGCACAGAUGGAUAUGAGUGGGAUCCUGUAAGACAGCAGUGCAAAGAUAUUGAUGAAUGUGACAUUGUCCCAGACGCUUGCAAAGGUGGAAUGAAAUGUGUCAACCACUACGGAGGAUACCUCUGCCUUCCUAAAACAGCCCAGAUUAUUGUCAAUAAUGAACAGCCUCAGCAAGAAACACCGGCGGCAGCGGAAGGUGUGGGUGCCACUGCAAAUGCUGCCGCCACAUCAGGUGCAGGCGCUGGGGGCAUGGCAGCCAGUGGCAUGGCAGCCAGUGCAGUGAUGCCUGGGGGCGGCUUCGUUGCCAGUGCUGCUGCUGUUGCAGGCCCUGAAGUACAGACUGGCCGAAAUAACUUUGUCAUCCGACGGAACCCAGCUGACCCUCAGCGCAUCCCAGCCAACCCUUCUCACCGGAUCCAGUGCGCAACGGGCUAUGAGCAGAGUGAGCAUAACGUGUGUCAAGACAUAGACGAGUGCACUGCGGGGACUCACAACUGUAGAGCUGACCAAGUGUGCAUCAAUUUACGAGGCUCCUUCGCCUGUCAAUGCCCCCCGGGGUACCAGAAGCGGGGAGAGCAGUGUGUAGACAUAGAUGAAUGCACCAUCCCUCCAUAUUGCCACCAAAGAUGCGUGAACACACCAGGAUCAUUUUAUUGCCAGUGCAGUCCUGGGUUUCAGUUGGCCGCAAACAACUAUACCUGUGUAGAUAUAAACGAAUGUGAUGCCAGCAAUCAAUGUGCUCAGCAAUGCUACAACAUUCUUGGUUCAUUCAUCUGUCAGUGCAAUCAAGGAUACGAACUAAGCAGUGACAGGCUCAACUGUGAAGAUAUUGAUGAAUGCAGAACCUCAAGCUACCUGUGUCAAUAUCAGUGUGUCAAUGAACCUGGGAAAUUCUCGUGUAUGUGCCCCCAGGGAUACCAAGUGGUGAGAAGUAGAACAUGUCAAGAUAUAAAUGAGUGUGAGACCACAAAUGAAUGUCGGGAAGAUGAAAUGUGUUGGAAUUAUCAUGGUGGCUUCCGUUGUUACCCACGAAAUCCUUGUCAAGAUCCGUACAUUCUAACAUCAGAGAACCGAUGUGUUUGCCCAGUCUCAAGUGCGGUGUGCCGAGAACUUCCCCAGUCCAUAGUCUACAAAUACAUGAGCAUCCGAUCUGAUAGGUCUGUGCCGUCAGACAUCUUCCAGAUACAGGCCACAACCAUUUAUGCCAAUACUAUCAAUACUUUUCGGAUUAAAUCUGGAAAUGAAAAUGGAGAGUUCUACCUAAGACAAACAAGUCCUGUAAGUGCAAUGCUUGUGCUGGUGAAGUCGUUAUCAGGACCAAGAGAAUAUAUCGUGGACCUGGAGAUGCUAACAGUCAACAGUAUAGGAACCUUCCGCACAAGCUCAGUGUUAAGAUUGACAAUAAUAGUGGGGCCAUUUUCUUUUUAGUCUUUUAAGAGUCCACUAUAGGCAUUUAAAUCAGCCAAAGAAUAUUGUUACAACAAAGCACUAUUUUAUUUAUAGACAUAUCUAGUACAUCUACAUCUAUAUGCUGUACACUCACCAAUAAUUCAAACAAUUACACCAUGGUAUAAAGUGGGCAUUUAAUCUGUAAAGAUUCAAAGUUUGUCUUUAUUACUGUAUGUAAAUUAUACAUUAAUCCACUAAACUGGUCUUCUUCAAGAGAGCUAAGCAUACUCUAUCCAAUGAAACUUGGAUUCUUUUCUGUAAAAGUGGGACAAAGCAAUGAUUAUCUUCUGUGGUGCUUAAGGAAACUUACUACAGCCCCACUGACAGUCUCAUAAGGAGGCAGCCUCAUAACAUUGAACAGCAUGCAAGUUCAAGGAUGAAUUUUUUAACUGCUUUGUAACAAAAUGGAAAAAGUCAAUAAAGAUAUAUUUCUUUAGAAAAUGAG